GUUAUUUUCUUCCACAAAGUUGGUGUAAAGUCACCAAUUACGCUGUCAAAUGUCAAAUCCAAUUCUUCCAUUUUGUUCAAAGAGCAACUCGUGAGUUUGCCGGCUGAUUUAUUACAUUUUGCAGUUAAUUACAGUAAACAAUGUCUGCGGCGCAAUUAUUCAACAGGAUUGGACAGUUUGGCCUUGGAGUAGCUCUGGUAGGCGGCGUGGUCAAUUCGGCGUUAUACAAUGUCGAUGGUGGUCACCGUGCCGUGAUCUUCGACCGUUUCUCCGGCAUCAAGAAGCAAGUGAUUGGCGAAGGCACCCACUUCUUCAUCCCCUGGGUGCAACGCCCCAUCAUCUUCGACGUGCGGUCGCGCCCCCGCAACGUCCCGGUCAUCACCGGCAGCAAGGACUUGCAGAACGUCAACAUCACCCUCCGUAUCCUGUUCCGCCCCGUCCCCGACCAACUCCCGCGCAUUUACACCGUCCUGGGGCAGGACUACGAAGAGCGCGUCCUCCCUUCCAUCACCACCGAGGUGCUCAAGGCCGUGGUGGCGCAGUUCGACGCCGGGGAGCUCAUCACACAGCGUGACCUCGUCUCGCAGAAGGUCAGCGAGGACCUCACGGAGAGGGCGUCGCAGUUUGGGGUCAUCCUGGACGAUAUUUCCAUCACGCAUUUGACGUUUGGACGGGAGUUUACUCUUGCGGUGGAGCUGAAGCAGGUGGCGCAGCAGGAGGCGGAGAAGGCCAGGUUUUUGGUGGAGAAGGCGGAGCAGAAUAAGAAGGCGGCGGUGAUUUCGGCAGAAGGGGAUGCUCAGGCGGCUACGUUGCUGGCGAAGGCGUUUGGGGAUGCCGGAGAGGGGUUGGUGGAGUUGAGGAGGAUUGAGGCUGCGGAGGAUAUCGCGUAUCAAUUGUCGAGGUCGAGGCAAGUGUCGUAUUUGCCAGGGGGGCAAAAUCUGUUGCUCAAUGUGCCUACGCCCUCGAAUUAAGGGCUUAAAGGGGGAGAGAGUCGGGUGUUUUGUUUGACUCGGGACUAGGAGUGAACUAGGAUAUGUACCAAUUUUAUUUUACUUAUUUAAGGCCAUACUGUUACUGUUAAUAAAUUUUAUAAAAUA
Molecule: messenger RNA, 1097 nt
Organism: Tribolium castaneum (red flour beetle)
Lineage: Eukaryota; Metazoa; Arthropoda; Insecta; Coleoptera; Tenebrionidae
Gene: Phb1
Product: Prohibitin 1
Exons: 3
Coding region: 141-971 (276 amino acids)
Biological process (GO): mitochondrion organization
Cellular component (GO): membrane; mitochondrion
Source: RefSeq, a predicted model, not a curated record